AUGAGCGGGGCCCCGGGCGGGCGCCGCCCGCCCUUCCCCGGGCUCCCAGGGGAGCGGGUGCUGGAGGAGGCGGCGGGCGCCCGGCAGCGCUGCGGGGCCGGCUCCGUCCCGGGAACGCUGCUCUGCACCAACCGCCGCCUCGCCUUCCUGCCCGGCCAGGUGCGACGGGAACACCGGCAACGCCGGGAAUACCGCCCCAUUCCGGCUUCACUCCAAACUCAUCCUGACCCUCAUCCUGGUUGCAUCUACACCCCAUCCCAGCUGCACCCCAACCCCAUCCCAGCUGCACCCCAACCCCAUCCCAGCCCCACCCCAGCCCACCCUGCCUGGUCGAUUGUGGAACCGCCGUGUUUGCCCUGGCAGCUCCUCGUGGCAGGACGGCCUCGGGGGCGAGGAACAGUGAAGGAGGGACAUGGGACAGCUGUAGAGCCCAGCCCCAUCCCCACCACCCUUCCUGGAAUCGCGGGGGACGCUCCGGGGCAGCUUCCAGCCUUCCCUGCUCUCCCACAGGGCCCCGGCUCCCACGGCUUCCUGCGCUCCGAGGACGAGGUGGCCCUGACCUGCAUCCGCAAGCUGGUGGCAGCCAGCAGCUUCUCCAAGCCCAAGGUGCUCACGGCCACCUCCACCCUCAAGUUCAUCCCCGAGGAGCUCGCCGUGUUCUGCCGGGAUUUCCGCCUGCUCCGCUUCUCCUUCCCCGACAACGGGCUGGCUCCACAAGCGUUCAGGGUGGCCAACGCCAUCGCCCAGGCGCGGGAAGUGGCCGCGUGGCCGGGGGACACCGAGGGACACGACGAGGAGGAUGAUGAUGAGGAGGAGGAUGAGGAGGAAGGCCUGGGUGCCACGCUGCUCUUCGAGAGCCUGCGGGACUGGGAGGAGGAGCUGGAGCGCCUGGGUGCCACGGGCUGGAGGGUGAGCGCCGUCAACGAGCGCUUCGACAUGGCCCCCAGCCUCCCCCGGUACCUGUGGGUGCCCAGCGGGCUCCUGGACCACGACCUCAAGCGAACCUUCGGCCACUUCCAGGAGCGCCGGGUGCCCCGCCUGUGCUGGCACCACCCGGCCGGGGGGGACCUGCUGAGAGCCGGCGGCUUCCACCCGGCCUCGGAGCCGGGCAGCGAGGACGUGAGGUGCCUGGAGAUGCUGCUGCUGGGGGACCGCGGGCCCUGCGUUCUGUUCGACACGGCCGAGCUGCCCUCGCCCGCCGACAUCCAGCUCGCCCACCUCAAGCUGCAGGCGCUCUGCCUGCCCGGAGCGGUGGCGGAGGAGAAGUGGCUGUCGGCCCUGGAGGGGACGCGCUGGCUGGAGCACGUCCGCACCUGCCUGAGGAAAGCCAUGGAGGUGGCGUCGCUGCUGGCAGGGAGACGCUGCUCCGUGGUCCUGCAAGAGCCCUCGGACCGGGACCUGAACUGCCUGCUGGCCUCGCUGGUGCAGCUCCUGGGGGACCCCCACGCCCGCUCCCUGCACGGCUUCCAGAGCCUGGUACAGCGGGAGUGGGUGGCAGCCGGGCACCCCUUCCCACACCGCCUGGGGCUGCUGCGCAGGGACAGCCCCCGCCAGGAGGCCCCCGUGUUCCUGCUGUUCCUGGACUGCACGUGGCAGCUGCUCCGCCAGUUCCCGGGGGAUUUUGGCUUCACCGAGGCGUUUGUGCUGGCGCUCCACGACAGCAGCUUCAGCCCCUUCCUCAGCACCUUCCGCUUCAGCUGCCAGCGCCAGCGGGGCCAGGGCGGCCCGCCCCGGCCCCGCAGCCAGACCUACCGCCCGGUGGGGGGCUGGCAGGACCCCUCGAAGGGGUCCGGGGGGCACAGGGGGGGUCCCUCCUCCUGCCCCUUCCCCCCGGUGUGGGCCUGGGGGCUGCGCCACACGCGGGAGCAGCGGCAGCGGUUCCGGAACCCCGCGGGACCCCCGGCCCCCGCCGAGCCCCCGACCCCGGGCAGG
Molecule: messenger RNA, 1932 nt
Organism: Empidonax traillii (willow flycatcher)
Lineage: Eukaryota; Metazoa; Chordata; Aves; Passeriformes; Tyrannidae
Gene: MTMR11
Product: myotubularin related protein 11
Exons: 14
Source: RefSeq, a predicted model, not a curated record